GAUUCAAUUAGUUACCUUAUCUUAUAUCUUCGAAUAGAGAUAACAUCAAUCAUCAUCAACAUGGAUGAUCAAGCAUGUCCAAGAUGCAAAACCACGAAAUAUCGAAAUCCAUCAUUGAAAAUGAUGGUGAAUGUUUGUGGUCAUUCAUUAUGUGAAAGCUGCGUGGAUUUACUCUUUUUAAAAGGUUCCGGAGCUUGUCCAGAAUGCAAAAUUCCACUGAGAAGAACAAAUUUCCGAGUUCAAAUGUUUGAAGAUACAAUGGUCGAAAAGGAAGUGAAUAUAAGGAAGCGUAUCCUGCGAGAUUUUAAUAAAAAAGAAGAAGAUUUUUCUACGUUAAGGGAGUAUAAUGAUUACUUGGAGGAAAUUGAAACUAUAAUAUAUAAUUUGGCAAACAAUAUUGAUGUAGUUGAAACAAAUAAAAAGAUAGAGCAAUAUAAAAAAGAUAACAAAGAGCAAAUAGCAAGAAGUAAGUCCAAACUUAACAGAAGCGAAUAUGAAUUAGAGGAGAUGAUAGAGUUAGAAAAGCAAAAAGAGGAGGAAAGGAAGAAAGAACUUGUGAAAGAAGAAAUAGAAAUAAAAAAGAAGAAAAUUCGCGAUAAACAAGCUCUGAUAGACGAAUUAACAUUAUCUGAUGCAGAUGCAAACAAUAUCAUUGAAACUUUCCUUGCAGUACAAAAAAAGAAGGAGAUAAAACCUUCUGUUAAAGCUACUCAGUUUAGUACAGGAAUUAAAUUUAGUAACCAAGGAAAUCAAAACUAUUUAUCAGUGCCAAAAAUAGAAGAGGGUCCUCUCUAUUCUUAUACACCUAUUCGACAACAAAUAGAAGGCCCAUCACCACCGGGCUGGCGAGAAAUCCAAGCUCGUGGAUAUGUUUCACAUGUACGUAGUGAAUGUGAGGUUGACAGAGCAGGUGGGUUUAAGGCACAUGUUGCAUGCCUACGAGCAAUGCAGGAAGCAAUGGCUGGCUUGUACCAUAAUCCUUCGCAAAGACAGGCAGAGUUUGCGACUGUAUGACUACAUAAAUUAUUUUCAAACAACGAAUAUGAUAAUGUCUCUGAUUGUUUUUAUUCUUUGAUAAAUACUAAUUUAUUAAGUCAUUAAUUUAAGAAUUGUUUUUGUUUAUGGCGUGUAAUAUCAAUUCAAAAUUUGAUGCGACUGUGCCUUGAACAUAAUUUAUUGUUUAUAUUUAUAUAUGAAACAUUAUAUUAAAUUAUCAAAGCAUUUUUUAUAAUCAGAGAUAAUUUUUCCGUUUAAAUGUAUAAUGUGUUCUAAAAUAAUAUUAAUUUUACUAGAAAAUAAAGAUAUAAAUCAUAUGAUACAAAAUAUAUAUCAUUAAGUUUAGAAUAUACAUUUCUUUGUACAGCCAAAAGGAUAGCAGAGAUAUUUCUUGAUGAAAAUGUAUUAUAUUAUUGUUUAUUAGUAAUAAUAACGCAAAAAUAACAAUAAUAAUCUCAAAACAAUAGAUAAAAAUGUAUUUAUGAAUAAACAAAAAAGGAAAAGAGAUAGUCUGCAUAUAUAUGUAUAUAAAUAUAUGUAUAUUAUUACGAAAAAUAUAAUUCUACAAA
This is a messenger RNA of Cataglyphis hispanica, 1565 nucleotides long. RefSeq names its product CDK-activating kinase assembly factor MAT1 (gene Mat1). Gene Ontology annotation, molecular function: cyclin-dependent protein serine/threonine kinase activator activity. Bases 61 to 1014 code for a protein of 317 amino acids. The record is from RefSeq and is a predicted model, not a curated record. Gene Ontology annotation, cellular component: transcription factor TFIIH holo complex. The transcript is spliced from 3 exons. Lineage: Eukaryota; Metazoa; Arthropoda; Insecta; Hymenoptera; Formicidae. Gene Ontology annotation, biological process: positive regulation of cyclin-dependent protein serine/threonine kinase activity; regulation of transcription by RNA polymerase II; nucleotide-excision repair.